UUGUUCUGACAUUGCUAAUGUUAGCUAUGUUUGCUAACUAGCUAUAUUUAAGUAAAGUAAUCCGUCGGUCAGACUGAACCAAAUGCAGCUAAUUACGGGACGAGAGUUAGUCUGUGUGACACACAGUAAAAUAAUAUAGUUCUUUAGCUGUGAGGCAAACCAUCAAUGUGUUUGUUGUCCAUCCGAAGAGGUUCAGACUCAUGCCAUAGAUCUAAAGUUAAAAAGGACUUAUAAUGGAACCAAAUGGGGGGAGACGCUUGUUUAAAGCAAUUUAACACACCGUUUAACAUGGCUGGGAGACGACCUGCACUGAAGGCCAUUGACUGGCUGGCUUUUGCAGAAAGGGUGCCACCCAACCAGAGGACCAUGUUUAACAACCUGAAAACAAGGAGUGAUGCUAUUUCUGCAAAGCUCACCUCUCUGCCAGAGAAACCCGCCGCCAUUGACUGGAGCUACUACAGGUCUGCUGUGGCUAAAGCCGGCAUGGUGGAUGAGUUUGAAAAGAAGUUCAGCGCCCUGAAGGUUCCUGAGCCAGUAGACACUCAGACAGCUCUUAUCAAUGCCCAGGAGGCAGAAGCGAACAGGACAGCUGCUGCCUACAUUGAAGCAUCCAAUGCUCGUAUCGCCCAGUAUGAAAAACAGCUGGACAAAUUCAGGAACAUGAUUCCCUUCGACCAGAUGACCAUCGAAGACCUGAACGGGACUUUCCCAGAAACCAAGCUGGACAAAGAGAAACAUCCUUACUGGCCACACAAACCCAUUGCUGAACUGUAAACGUACCACCCUGACCAUAUUCUAUAUAAUGUAUCUUCCACUGAGGAAAACCUGUACAGUAUGUGUAUAAAAAUCUUGUUUCAUCCAUUCAGGGGUUUAUAAAAUGACUGAAAUGUUGUUCCACUGUAAGAACUGAAUGAAUGGAGGGGGGAAAUGAAACAUGACGUAUUUGUUUUAUUUCUUCUCAAUUAAACUUAAGUGAUUCCUGAAAGUAAAUCCUGAAAAUAUGGCACAA
Molecule: messenger RNA, 1009 nt
Organism: Siniperca chuatsi (mandarin fish)
Lineage: Eukaryota; Metazoa; Chordata; Actinopteri; Centrarchiformes; Sinipercidae
Gene: atp5pd
Product: ATP synthase peripheral stalk subunit d
Exons: 6
Coding region: 244-774 (176 amino acids)
Biological process (GO): proton motive force-driven ATP synthesis
Molecular function (GO): proton transmembrane transporter activity
Source: RefSeq, a predicted model, not a curated record